Molecule: messenger RNA, 2034 nt
Organism: Cryptomeria japonica (Japanese cedar)
Lineage: Eukaryota; Viridiplantae; Streptophyta; Pinopsida; Cupressales; Cupressaceae
Product: guanylyl cyclase 1
Exons: 10
Coding region: 686-1564 (292 amino acids)
Source: RefSeq, a predicted model, not a curated record
UAUUGUAGCGGCAAAAAACCGUAACUUGUAAAUUCCAACGUCUGAGUCCAACCUGGCGCAAUAUAAUAGGGUUGCUUGUAGCCCUAGAUGAGAUUGUCCUUGGCGUACGAGAUUCCUGAUUUGGAUAUUCGGGUUGAUAGUUCUUAUUUCAUCCUUCCCGAAUUGGGUAUGGAGAUUCGAAAAUUGUGAAAAAGUCUAAAAAGGUAGAAGGGGAAGAUCAACGGAGGCAAUUAUUUAGCUUUUGAGCAGGGUCCCGGUAAAUCUAAAAAUAUUGACCACCCAAUUAUAUUCCUUCAUCAUUUAUAGAUGUUUGUAAACGCAAUUCGGUGCUGAGCCAUGUUUGUAAACGCAAUUCGAUGCUGAGCCUUGCUUGUAAAUGAGAAUCUGUAGGUAGAUAUUUUAGCUUGUAAUUAAGGGGCAGAAGUGCUGCUUCUGGAUUGAGUGGGGUGUCCGCCUAUGUCAUUGGGCUACCAUUUCAGAAGAUGCAAUGCACAUCUGAAUUCUUGAUCAAGGAUGGUUAAUUGUGCUGGCCCUUGGAAAUCGAGAGUGCCAAGAAUGGUGAAGGUCAAACAUGAUGCUUGAUAUGCUUGACUAAGAGAUUGUCAGGCCCAACAUUUUUAGUUUAUAAUAACCCACAAAGGAUAGAUUCAGAGUCGCCUCUGCUUUUUGCCCCUGGGCCACGUAAAUGGAUGCAGCAGUGGCAGGACGACCAUCAAUUGCUAGGUCAUCCCGUUUCUUGCCAGAGAGGACUAAUGGAUAUUCUUACUUGCAAAAUGGUGGAUGGGCAGCUACUUCUUUAUUAGAAUCACAGACAUGGAAUUCUUCUUACUCUCCUCUAAUGGACACGAGUGUUGCCGUCCCUCGCUCUAGAUUUGUAAAGGUUCCUCAUGUUAGACAGUUAUGCAGUUGGGAUUGUGGCCUUGCUUGUGUGUUGAUGGCAUUAAAAGCUCUAGACAUCCAAGACUGUGAUAUGAAGUCAUUGGCAAAACUUUGCAGCACAACAAGCAUUUGGACUGUUGACCUGGCACAUUUACUACGGAGAUUUUCUAUAGAUGUUGCUUUUCUCACUGUUACUAUUGGAGCAAACCCAAAUUUUGCAUUGGAGACAUUUUAUAAGGAACAUAUGGUAGAAGACGGAGAGCGUGUGAACAGAUUGUUUGAGAAUGCUCCACAGGUUGGCAUUGAAAUCCAGUGGAGAUCAAUUAGUGGAGAAGAACUGUCCAUGCUUAUUUUAUCAGGGCACUAUAUUGCUAUUGCAUUAGUUGAUAAGCACAAACUCAGUCAGCCCUGGUUGGAGGAACUUUUCCUUUCUGAUUGUUGUGGUGUAAGUUCAGGAUAUACAGGUCAUUAUGUUGUGAUUUGUGGCUAUGAUAUGGAGACUGAUGAAUUCGAAAUAAGAGAUCCAGCUAGUUCUAGAGAAUGUGAAAGGAUAUCUUUGGGGUGCUUGGACGAAGCACGGAAAUCAUUUGGCACAGAUGAAGAUAUUCUUUUGAUUUCGCUAGACAAAACUGAUGGAGAGAGGAAAGUCACUUUAGCACCAAAUUGUGUGCAUAAAGAAUUAUAGUUUUCAGUGGAAUGCGAUUUCUCAUUGUGCAUGCCAAAGUGAUUCUUACCAUUUGUGCAUUUUAUCUGCCAGAAAGAGCUCCUUUUUGGCUAUUGGCUUUUAUUAUUCUUUUGUAAAUUAAGUUGUCUGUAUUUUUUAUCUAAAUCAUGUUUUACCUCUGCUGAUUGUAAUUGAUCAGUCAGUGCAUUGGAUGACAUUCACUUCCAUGUCAAAUCUUGUGGUUUUUCAAAAUCAAUAAGCAAACAUUGAAUACUUGCAACUGAAUUCACGGGUUUAUCCCUUAUAAAUGUAGGAAGUUCAGUCCCCAUGAGGUAAAUAAAUCAUCCUCGUGGUCUCAUAUAUAAGAAUUAUCGAUUAACUCUUGUCACUAGAAGCAUCACAAGUAUUGAAACUUCAAUCUGUCAGUUCUUCAAAAACUGUUGUUUAUCCUUCGUGAUUGGCAAUAAUCUUAUUUAUAAGUUUAAUUCUUA